AUGCCUCGCCCUAGAAGGCCUGGUGCGCCGGAGCCGAAACGCCGCAGCCGCAAAGGAUGCUGGCCGUGCAAGGCACGAAAAGUCAAGUGUGGCGAGGAAAAACCGUCUUGUCUCAACUGUCAGCGGCAAGGGGAAGAUUGUGAUUAUAGCGUUCGACUGAACUGGGGUGGCCGGACGAAGCGGUCGUCAGUCGACUCCCCCAAUUCCCAGUCUAGCGGACAUGGGGGUAGCGUAAUCAGCUUCUCCGAGCCUGUUACCUUCAAUACGACUAGUUCGGCUCAAUUACCAACAUCAGUGACCAGUAUCCCCGCGGACGUUGGCCAGCCGGCGACCUUUGCCUCUCCCGGGGCAAUUUCUCCUGGCACCACCGCUUCUGUGGGUAUCUUCGAAUCCCCGAAGCCUCCCUCGGGGUCUGAUGUGACCUCGCCAUCACAACUGGAGCUCCAGUUCACCACCUGGCCGGAGCAAUCUUCUCCAUUGACAACGUCUACUUCCUCGGAACCGUUGUCACACUAUCCCUUUGGUCAACAUGCGUUCGAUAGCGUAUCUUACACGGCCCCGGCAGACCAAGGUUCCAACCUCAGAUCAUUCUCCGUAUUCAAUCUCCAACCAUCCUCAGUAUCGCAGCCAGUGUCCUUCCUUCGUGGCUCCUUGGAGGAGUCUAGCCACCCGCCCGGAUCACCCACGUUCCAGAACGACAAUAAUCAAUUCGCGGGAGACGUUCAGAUCUCGGACUUUGAACAUGGCACAGGCUACCACAUGCCAGAGCGAGGUGGCACGUCUCAAAACUCCCCAGCAGCCGGGGAGCUGGCUUCCUUACUGUCGAGCCCCCAUGGCAUUUCGAUGCCGGAAACAAGUACUAGCUCGCCUUCCGCCCACGGGUUAACUCCUACCAUCCUCGCAUCCUCUUAUGACCGGCAUCGAGGGUCCAUUCAUAACUCCCGAGCUCCUUCGAGAAAUGAGCAAGCGGCGGAUAAUUCAUCGGUUGCCCAGAACAAAUGGAAGGCAUAUCUCACCAGUGUAACAGAUAACUACGGCCUGGAUUCUGGGCGCCCGGACCGGGACUUGUCUUUUAACAAUGACCACGCGGCCAUUGACAUCAACAACGCCCUGGAUUUGACCAGCUCUCGGUGGCGAAGUGAGGACGCUGGAUCGUCGCCUCAACCUUUUUCGCACAAUCCUGAUUGUUCCGGCUAUUAUGUCUCUCCCGUGCCUGUCAACAUUCCGAGAUAUCUGUCGCCACUUCCCUCGACCUUGCUGGAGAAUCCCAUCAACUUGAUGUACUUUCACCACUUCAUCAAUCACACUUCUCGGAUGCUGGUACCGCACGAUUGCGAAGACAAUCCCUUCAUGUCGGUGCUGCCAUCAAUGGCAAUUGGCGACCCAAACCUCCUGAACCUGCUGCUGGCAUACUCGGCCAGCCACCGAGCCCGGUAUCUGGGUCAUCCGGAACCCGCGAAUCGUAUUGCACACUGGGUUAGCGAUGUCUUUCCAUCUCUGCGUAUGGCAUUGGAGGUAUCCAAUGAAGACAUAACAGACAGCCACCUAGCCACUGCCAUCAUGCUCGUGUCGCUGAAAAUCGUGUCUCCCGGGACAUUUGAAGUCCCUAUCACAUGGCAGAGCCAUCUAAAACUCGCUCGUGGCCUGUUUAUGGCCCGGAGCGAGCGGAUUGCACGUCCAGGAAAUCGGAUUGGGGCCUUCUUCGCCCGCUGGCUGGGCUAUAUCGACACAGUGGGAGCCCUGUCAUGCCGUCAGGCCGGCCCUCCUCUGAUGCUGUAUCAAUCAGUUCUAAGGACAUGCUGUUCCCCCGAUCAAUAUGACGAGUUCCAGGUCGACUGCUUUACAGGGUUCACCCCACGGACUGGCGUUUUCCUGCUUCGUCUGGCACAGCUAGUCCAACAGUGCGACAAUCAGCGCUUCGACGAGAUGGGCAACUUUUGUCGGAACUGGCACCCGUCCGCCGAUAUCGUUAUGGAGGCCCACGCGGUGCUCGGUGACUUUGAAGAUCUCGGUGAGCGCGCCCACGACAACCCUCACCAUCACCUCGGCGUCGAGGCCCUGGAAAUGAUGGCGACCCAGGAAGCAUUCCGUUGUGCGGGGCUUCUACAUCUCCAUCGGCGGGUGCUGGGGUCUCCGUCUGAUUCCUUCGCGGUGAAGGAAGCCCUGCGCAAACUGGUCGCUGCACUGGGACGGAUGCGGCCUGGCGCGUCGACAGAGGUCUGCUCGCUGCUACCCAUCUUCACGGCCGGCUGCGAAUCCCAAGACUUUACACAGCGGACCAAGCUGCUUGACCGGUUCAUGGUCCUGGAAAAGUCCGGCUUGAAGCAGAUCCAAGAUGCCCGGCAGCUGAUGCAGCGGUGCUGGAAAGAGAAACUCCCGUGGGUUGCCUUGGCGGAGGGCCAGUUUCUGGGAUAG
Messenger RNA from Penicillium riverlandense, 2415 nucleotides. RefSeq names its product Zn(II)2Cys6 transcription factor. The transcript is spliced from 5 exons. Gene Ontology annotation, molecular function: zinc ion binding; DNA-binding transcription factor activity, RNA polymerase II-specific; transcription cis-regulatory region binding. NCBI's taxonomy places the organism in Eukaryota, Fungi, Ascomycota, Eurotiomycetes, Eurotiales, Aspergillaceae. The record is from RefSeq and is a predicted model, not a curated record. Gene Ontology annotation, cellular component: nucleus. Bases 1 to 2415 code for a protein of 804 amino acids. Gene Ontology annotation, biological process: positive regulation of transcription by RNA polymerase II.